AUGAAUACAUCACAAUUAAAUGAAAAUUCUUUAAUUAAUGAAACGGAUUUAGAAAAAGUUCAUAUAACAAAUGAAACAGAGGAAAAUAAAAAAAAAGAGAAGAAUAAUGAAACAGCAGGCAGGGAAAAUUUGUUAAAUGAAUUAAGUGAACAAAAUAAAAAAAUUUUAAAAAAAACAAAAAAAAAUACAGCAAUUUCUACCUAUUCACCAGCUUACAUUUCUGAUCCUAUAUACCAAUGGGAGGUAUCAAGUAGUGAUAGGAUAUUUUAUGAUAAAAUAAACGAUUUUAUAAUUCACCAAAAUGUUUCAACAAAAGCUUUGUUAGUUACUGACAUAAAAAAAAAUGAAGAAAAUUAUAAUGGUGUUUAUGUAAAAUUUGAUAAAGAGUUAUGUGAAAAUAUUUGUUUUUGCAGUAAUGGAAGUUUUUUUCUUUAUUAUUGUAUUAAUCCCAAUAAAAUUGAGAUUUCUGAUAUUUUAAAUAAUCAUAAUAUAUAUUUAAAUGUAGAAAUUAAUAAAUUAAAUGAAUAUGAAUUAUUAAGUGCAUUUUGGUUGAAUAAUAUAAAUUUAAAAGAUAAAAAUGAAACUUUAAGUUCUUCUGAUUUUGUAAUUGUAACAAAUAAUUCUAUAGAAAUAUUUAAAUUUUCUUUUGAUAAUUUAGUUAUUUCACCUUUAAAAAAGCAUUUUAUAAAAAGUCAGUAUUGUUGGUAUGAUGAAAAUAGUUCUUAUAUUGCUCUUUUAUCUAACAAAAGUCAUGUAAUAUUUCCAUAUUUAUUGAGUAAUAGUAAUGCUAUAAAAUUGCCAAAAAUAGAAUUGAAUAUUUUGAAAAAUGAUAACAUAAAUAAAAAUGAUAUUGAAAUAAUAACUUUAUAUAAUGAAACAUAUUGUAUUCAUAAAGAUCAUAGAAAUGGAAGAAUAUCAUUUCGUUGUUUAUCUUCUGCAUUAUAUUUUGAUUAUGUUCUUGAUUUAUUUUAUAAUGGUUUUAUAUAUACAUUUUCUAUUGAUAAUUUAUUAGUUGUAUUUAAUAAUUCGAAUGAAAAAGUGUAUAUAUUUGAUAUAAUGUAUAAAAAAAAUAAAGGAUCAAUAAAUUCUUUAAGUCAUCAAAAUAAUCAUACUAUCAAUAUUUCUUAUUUAACUACUCCAAAACCCUUUAAAAGUCAAAUUAAUUUUAAUUAUGUAACUUUUAAACCAUUUAAUGUUUUAAUAGAUAAUCAUUACGGUAAUGUGUAUAAGAUUAAAAUAGAUUAUGAUAUGUUGAUGUUACAAAUAUGCCAACAUUUUUCUAAUCUGAAUACAUCUGUUGAUGUUUUACUAAGAAGACCUAAUUGUAAAAAUAGAAUAACGGAAAUGUUUUUUCUAGCUUUAGAAAAUGAUAUAAAGAUAGGAGAUUUUUUAAGCAUUGUAAAUAUAAUAAAUGUUAAUUAUAGAAAAUUAAUAGAAAGAUCUGCUCAUAAAAAUAGUAGUUCUAUAACAAAAACUAAUAAGAAAAUUAUUCAAUCAUUUGAUCAUCUAUUAAAAAAUUUAGGAGAUAAAACAUUAAUUACUGAGAGAGAUAUUGUUGCUGAUACAUUUCAUCCUUAUAUGAUAAAAAAAUACAAUUUAGACAAAAAAGAAACUUUAUUUAAUUUUUCUUUAAAUUUUAGAGAAAAUGAGAAAAAUAAAAAGAAUAGAAAGAAAUUUGUAGAAGAAAAAAAUAAUAGUGGUGAAAAAUACAUGUUAAAAUAUAAAAUAAAAAAAAAAAUUUUUGAAACAAGUAAAACUAAUAUAAAUUCUGACGAAAGUAAGAUAAAUAAUGAAUUAGAUGAAAAUAAAAAUGAAACAAAAAGGGAAGAUACAUCUAAUCAUGAAUCCAAUAAUAAUACUUUAAAAAAUAAUGAAUACGAAAUAGAAAAUAAUAUAAAUAAUGAUUAUAAAUUAAAUUUAAAUUAUUCAGAUUUUCAUAAUAUCCCUAUGUUCUUAAUAUAUGCUCUAGAAUAUAUGAAAUCAUUAUUAUAUUUAAAUAUUAUACCAAAUAGAAUUUUACAAACAUUUAUUUUUGAUUUAUGCAUAUUUUUUAAACAAGAUAACUGUUUGAGACAGCUAUUACAAUUUUACGUAAUUUCAGAUUCAGUAGAAGUAACUAAAAGAUUAUUUCAUUACUGGAAGUUAACUGAACAUAAGUGGGCUUAUCAAUUUUGUUUAGAUAUGUCGUUAAGAUUAAAAGAAUAUGAGAUGGUUAUUCAUUUAUUUUUAUCUUCAAAAAAAUAUCUAAAUGUUAUAAGUUUUAUAAGAAAUUAUAAUUUAUUUGAUUAUCCUAUUUCUGUUAUAUUUCAAGCAAUAGAAAAUGAUUUUGAUUCUCCUGAUAAAUAUAUUAUAUUUAAUCAUAUAAUUUUAUCAUUAAACACAUGGAUUACUGAUUAUGAAAAAGAUCCUGUGAAUUUUUCUUUACCAAAUUUGCAAAAUUGUGAAAAGUGGGUUAAAUUAAUCGAAGAUUAA
Messenger RNA from Plasmodium gallinaceum, 2472 nucleotides. RefSeq names its product conserved Plasmodium protein, unknown function. Gene Ontology annotation, biological process: regulation of autophagy. Bases 1 to 2472 code for a protein of 823 amino acids. The record is from RefSeq and is a predicted model, not a curated record. NCBI's taxonomy places the organism in Eukaryota, Apicomplexa, Aconoidasida, Haemosporida, Plasmodiidae. The transcript is spliced from 5 exons. Gene Ontology annotation, cellular component: lysosomal membrane; late endosome membrane; Mon1-Ccz1 complex.